Molecule: messenger RNA, 1389 nt
Organism: Phaeodactylum tricornutum CCAP 1055/1
Lineage: Eukaryota; Bacillariophyta; Bacillariophyceae; Surirellales; Neidiaceae
Gene: Fum
Product: fumarate hydratase
Exons: 2
Coding region: 1-1389 (462 amino acids)
Biological process (GO): fumarate metabolic process; malate metabolic process; tricarboxylic acid cycle
Cellular component (GO): tricarboxylic acid cycle heteromeric enzyme complex; mitochondrion
Molecular function (GO): fumarate hydratase activity
Source: RefSeq, a predicted model, not a curated record
AUGGGUGAGUUGCCCAUUCCCGCUGGUACCUUAUGGGGCGCUCAGACCCAACGAUCUCUUGAAAACUUUCCCAUUGGGGGGAUCGAAUCGCGCAUGCCUUUGGCAGUGGUGCACGGCAUGGCGAUUGUCAAGAAAUCCUGCGCUCUGUACCACUCCGACCUUGGUGUCAUGGAAGAUCAUAUAGCCCGUGCGAUUGCGCAGGCGGCGGACGAAGUGCUGGCCGGGAAAUUGGAUCGACACUUUCCUCUGGUCACCUUUCAGACUGGAAGUGGCACUCAAACCAACAUGAACGUGAAUGAAGUGUUGUCGAAUCGCGCCAUUCAAAUACUUGGUGGAACUGUGGGUAGUAAAGACCCCGUCCACCCGAACGACCACGUCAAUCGCGGUCAAUCUUCCAACGAUUCCUUCCCGACCGCCAUGCACAUUUGCGCUGCCAAGACCUUGCACGAGCGAACUCUACCAGGAUUGCGGAUUCUACAAACGGCCCUCGUUCAAAAGGUGGAAGAAUUUGGUGCCGUGGUCAAGAUUGGACGCACGCACUGCCAGGACGCGACACCUUUGACUCUCGGACAAGAAUUCGGUGGCUACUUGCAGCAAGUCGAGUACGGAAUUUCUCGGGUAGAGGCGUCUUUGCCGAGUUUGUACCGUUUAGCCUUGGGCGGCACCGCGGUCGGUACCGGUCUCAAUACGGUGGAAGGCUUCGCGGAAGAAAUUGCGGCCAAGAUUGCGGACGAGACCGGUCUCCCGUUCACGUCGGCAGCGAACAAGUUCGAGGCCCUCGCGGCGCACGAUAGUAUCGUGGAAGUUUCCGGUAUGCUGAAUACAAUGGCAUGUAGUUUGAACAAAAUUGCAAACGACGUGCGGCUGUUAGGUAGCGGUCCACGAUGUGGACUGGGCGAAAUUUCGCUGCCGGCCAACGAGCCUGGCUCGAGUAUUAUGCCGGGCAAGGUAAACCCCACGCAGUGCGAAUCUUUGACUAUGGUAUGCGCUCAAGUCAUGGGAAACCACGUGGCCAUUUCGGUCGGCGGAGCACAGGGACAUUUUGAACUCAACGUCUUCAAGCCCGUUAUGAUUGCGAACUUGUUGCAUUCAGCCGUCUUGAUUGGUGACGCCGCCGCUUCGUUCGCAACACGGUGCGUGGAGGGCAUCGUGGUCAAUCAAGACCGGGUAACUCAGCUGCUGCACGGUAGUCUUAUGCUGGUGACAGCGUUGAACCUGCAUAUUGGAUACGACAAGGCGAGUGAGAUUGCCAAGAAUGCACACAAGAACGGCACCACAUUGAAGGAAUCGGCUAUUUCGAGCGGCUACUUGACGGCCGCUCAGUUUGAUGAAUGGAUUGUUCCCGAAAGCAUGAUUGGUCCGAGCCCGGCGAAUGUAACUACAGAAUAG